Messenger RNA from Bombus pyrosoma, 2202 nucleotides. It is a transcript of the gene MFS18, whose product is annotated as solute carrier family 17 member 9. NCBI's taxonomy places the organism in Eukaryota, Metazoa, Arthropoda, Insecta, Hymenoptera, Apidae. The record is from RefSeq and is a predicted model, not a curated record. The transcript is spliced from 7 exons. Gene Ontology annotation, biological process: transmembrane transport. The coding region runs from base 392 to 1750 and encodes 452 amino acids. Gene Ontology annotation, molecular function: transmembrane transporter activity.
AAAUUAAACGAUAGUGAACAUAUACGUUACGUAUGUAUAUAACACGCAACUAAAAAGAAUAGAAAUCAGUUAUAUUUGUACUAAUGUAUUAUUUUUGGAUAAAACUCAUUGCUAAACAUUCAUAGGAAGUUGACUUAUUAUUAAAUUAUUAAAUAUUUUCGCAAAAUUAAUGAUGACUUGAACAUGCAAAUCUCCAGUUUCACGAUAAUCUUAUAAAACUUAACAAGUUUAAGAUAAGGUUUUAUUUUAAUUUUUCGUUACUGAUCUGCUAUCAAAACUUUUAAAAAUAUCAUGUCUAGCUUAUAUGUUUUGAGUAUAUGGGAACAAGAAUAAUUACUUACGAACGAAAUUAUUUAAUGAGAAAUGCAAAUGCAAAUACCUUUAAUUCAAGAUGAAAAAACAAAUUCAUCUUGGUCAAGUAAAUUUUAGGAAGGAGAGACGAAAAUGGUUUCUAUCAUUAUUAUGUGGUACUUGUCUCAUAUAUGCUACAAGAACAUCUGUUCCUUUAUUAAUGCCAAUUAUAAGUAAAGAGAAACAAUGGUCCAAGCCAGAUUCUGGAGUAAUACUGUCUAGUUUUUUUUGGGGUUAUACAUUAACGCAAGUUGCUAGUGGUUAUAUUAGCGAUAGAAUUGGAGGACAAAAAGUAUUAUUGAUCUCUGCUCUUGGAUGGUCUAUGACAACAUUUUUUAUGCCAGAAGUCAUAGAACUCUUUUCAAAGAAUGAUAGUUCUGUGUUAUUAGUAGCAAUAGUGAGAACGAUAAAUGGUGCAUUCCAAGGCAUGCAUUUCCCCAGUAUGAUUAGUUUAAUAAGUCAACGAUUGCACGAAACAGAAAGAGCCUCAUUUUUUAGUUUAUUAACAUCAGGAUCAGCACUUGGCACAUUGCUCACUGGAUCUUUAGGUUCCUAUCUGUUGGAAAAUUAUAAUUGGGUAGUAGUUUUCCAAACAUUAGGAGGUUUGAGCUUGGCAUGGGCUGUGCUAUUAAGUUACCAUACUCUACCUUUUAAGGAAAAAGCAGCUUCUACUAAAUCAGCUACUAACUACACUUUGCCUUGGUUGAAGCUUUUAAAAAAACCUCCAUUCUGGUCAUGUGUAAUAGGUCAUGCUUGUCAAAAUAAUUGUUUUUUUGUAUUACUAUCCUGGAUGCCAAUGUAUUUUCAUGAUACAUUUCCAGAAGUAAAGGGUUGGGUUGUAAACAUGGUGCCAUGGUUGUCUAUGUUGCCUUGUACAUUUUUUGGUAAAGCACUUUCGGAGAAGAUAAUAAAAGCAGGGUAUUCCAUCACAGUAACACGUAAAAUAAUCGAAACAAUAUGUUUUUUAACUGAAGUUAUAAGCUUAUUAUUUUUAGCAAAAGUAGAAACUUUUCAAAGUGCAAUAAUUUGUCUUGCGUUUAUAAUUGGCGGAUCAGGUUUUCAUAAUAAUGCAAUUGCAGUAAAUCCUUCAGAUCUUGCACCAAAACAUUCCGGAAGUGUAUUUGGAUUAAUGAACACUGUUGGUGCUAUACCUGGUAUAUAUAAUCAUAAAUUUACUAUUGCAGUAAUAGGAAAGAUGAUAGUAAAAAAGAUAAUUUUCAGGAUUUCUUGGAGUAUACUUUUCUGGAUAUAUAUUACAUGUAACGCACAGCUGGCCUGUUGUAUUUAUAUUCAUUGCUAUAAUAGAUGCAUUAGGAUGUAUAAUAUAUUUAUUAUUUGGUUCUGGUCAAGCAAUUAUAUAAAAUUACAUCCAAUUUAUUGUUCUUUUAGUUUAUUGUGAAUACACCCUAUCCUUAAAAUUUGGUACAAUUGCGUAAAUUUUAAUUAUCUAUGAAUAAAACAAUAAUAUUAAUUAAGUUGUGUCAAUAUUGCGAGAAGUUUCGACAGUAAUACAAAAAAACAUUCGUGCAUGGUAUGUAUAUCGGUUAACUGAUAAUUUGAUUUUGUUUAAAAUUCCAUAUUAUCUUAUACAUGUUAUACAUGUUACGUUUAAUUAAUCAUAAUUAUAAAAAUUUUAAAUAUAGUAAAUAUUAAUAAUAUAAAUUUAAAAGGUUAGCACUGAUUCAAUAUAAAAUCAUACGUAAUGAAGGAAUCUAAUAAGAAUGGUUAAACGCGAUAUCUAUGAUAUUUCUAAGUAUGAUUUUUCAGAGUAUAAUACCAAAACAUAACCGAUUAUAAUUUCUAGAACGAUAAUUUUCUAUCAAUCGUUACACAAUAUUUUACAGAAAUAAA